AUGAAUUCGCCUAUUCGAAAGCUUCCAGGCGUGAAGAAGCAGUUCCCGCACGUCCAACCCAAGGUUGACUGCAAGAGGCCAGCAAUUCCAUCCGCUGCGGCCUCAACUGCUCAGGGCAAACCGAUCCAGGAGAGUCACCGCCCCAAAUUGAAGACGAAAUCGCCCACUGUCACCGGUGCGACGUCCUUCAAAUCAUCUCCCAUUCAGGAACUGGUCAAACCUUUCCGCGCCAAGCCUGUUCCUCAAAGCCACUAUGGCCAGCCGUUUCGACCUGUGCUGAGACGAAAGAGUCCUGUAUCCACCGAGGCUCCAAAACUUGUGGAAGUUCCUGCUGCCGAGGCUGUUGAAGCCGCUCCAUCUCAAGACGCAGUUGAGGAAGUUGCCGACGUCGAUGUGGCUGUUGAAGUCCCUGCCGCAGAGGUUGCUGAAGCCGCUUCGUCUGCUGAUGCCACCAAUGUCGUUUCAGACGAAGUAGCAGAAGUUCCUGCUGUCGCAGAAGUUGUUGAAGUUGCUCCGGCCGUCGAAGUCGAUGUCGUCAUCGCUGAGGCCGUUGAGGAAGUUGUCGAUGCUGCGCAGGUGAUUGAAGACCUACCUGUUGCCGCAAAGGUUGUUGAAGCCGUUGACGAGGAUGAAGUGGUGCCUCCCGUUGUAGCUUUGGCUGCUGAGGUCCCUGUUCCUUCUGAAGUGGUUUCUGGAGCUGAGAAGAAGAAGCGAAAUCGCAAGAAGAAGAAAGCGUUUGCUCCGUAUGUUCCACCUGCCCCGGAGGCUCCUGCCGGUCAAGUUGAACCACAAGUAGUCGACGAAGCUUGGGUCACCCAACUAACCAGGAAGCAAAAACGUAACAUCUGUACCAACAGUGGACGUUCGGCAGCUAGGAAAGCCCAGCGCGAGGCUUUGGACCCUGAUGCCCACAUCUAA
Molecule: messenger RNA, 918 nt
Organism: Daphnia carinata
Lineage: Eukaryota; Metazoa; Arthropoda; Branchiopoda; Diplostraca; Daphniidae
Product: magnetosome-associated protein MamJ-like
Exons: 1
Coding region: 1-918 (305 amino acids)
Source: RefSeq, a predicted model, not a curated record